This is a messenger RNA of Rhizophagus irregularis DAOM 181602=DAOM 197198, 1685 nucleotides long. Its product is annotated as Pyruvate kinase. Gene Ontology annotation, cellular component: cytoplasm. The record is from RefSeq and is a predicted model, not a curated record. Lineage: Eukaryota; Fungi; Glomeromycota; Glomeromycetes; Glomerales; Glomeraceae. Gene Ontology annotation, biological process: glycolytic process. Gene Ontology annotation, molecular function: pyruvate kinase activity; potassium ion binding; magnesium ion binding.
CAUCCUUAAAGUUAAAAAAAUGGAUUCUCAAAUUACUACUAACCUCGAAUGGUUGGCUACUUUGAGUAUUGAUAGAUCCGUUAAAAAUGUGCGUAAAACCUCAAUCAUCUGCACUAUUGGACCAAAAACCAAUAGCAUUGAUAUGAUUACAUCUUUACGUGAAACCGGAAUGAACAUUGUCCGAAUGAAUUUUUCACAUGGUUCUUAUGAUUACCAUAAAUCCGUUAUCGACAAUACACGUGAAAGUGUAAAACUGCAUCCCGGUAGACCUAUAGCAAUUGCUCUUGACACGAAAGGACCAGAAAUUCGGACUGGUAUUAUGCGCGAUGAUGUUGAGCUUCCUAUUUCUGCAGGACAUGAAAUGACUUUUAGUACAAAUGAUGAUUACGCAGAAUGCUGUGACUUAAAAGUAAUGUAUGUCGAUUAUAAAAAUCUUCCAAAAGUAAUCGGUGUAGGGAAACUAAUCUAUGUGGAUGAUGGCGUACUUUCAUUUGAAGUACUUAAAGUUCAUGAAGAUCAUGUUGAAGUAAAAGCAUUGAAUAAUGGUAAACUAUGUAGUAAAAAGGGCGUUAACUUACCUGAAACUGAUGUGGAUUUACCCGCAGUUUCCGAAAAAGAUAAGAAAGAUUUAUUAUUUGGGGUAGAAAAUGAUGUUGAUAUGAUAUUCGCAUCAUUCAUUCGUAGUGGACAAGAUGUUCGUGAUAUUAGAGAAAUUUUAGGAGAAAAUGGAAAAAACAUUAAAAUUAUUUCAAAAAUUGAGAAUCAACAAGGUGUGAAUAAUUUUGAUGAUAUUCUUAAAGAAUCUGAUGGUAUAAUGGUAGCUCGUGGUGACUUAGGCAUUGAAAUUCCUGCUUCUCAUGUUUUUGUCGCUCAAAAAAAGAUUAUCGCUAAAUGUAAUAUCGCUGGAAAACCUGUUGUUUGUGCUACGCAAAUGCUCGAGUCCAUGACUUUCAAUCCAAGACCUACUCGAGCUGAAGUUAGUGAUGUUGCUAAUGCUGUGCUUGAUGGUGCUGAUUGUGUCAUGCUUUCCGGUGAAACUGCAAAGGGAUCUUAUCCUAUCGAAGCUGUGAAAAUGAUGCAUGAAACAUGUGUCAUCGCAGAGUCAGUAGUUUGUUAUCCUCCUCUCUAUCAAGAAUUAAAACGAUCAACACUGUUGCCAACAGAAACGACUGAAACAGUGGCAUCAGCUGCAGUAUCAGCUGCACUUGAACAACAAGCUGGAUGUAUUUUAGUAUUAUCGACAAGUGGUAAUACUGCAAGACUUAUAUCUAAAUAUCGUCCAAGAUGUUCAAUUGUUACAGUGACAAGAAAUGAAAAAACUGCAAGACAUAUUCAUCUUUAUAGGGGUUGUUAUCCAUUUAUUUAUGAUAAACCUAGAAAUGAAGAUUGGCAAAUAGAUGUUGAAAAUAGAAUUAGUUGGGGUAUAAAUCGUGCUGUUGAACUUGGUAUACUUAAAAGCGGUGAUACAGUUAUUGCUAUUCAAGGUUGGAAAGGAGGUCUUGGAAACACCAAUACAAUACGUAUUUUAGCCGCUCCAUAAAUUUAGCUGUCAACGUCUUUUUUUACAUACAUUAUAUAACAUCUUUUAUUUUCUUAUAUGCUUUAUUCUUUGGCACUGAACAUUAUAUUUUUUUUUAUGUUUAAAUAAAACUUUUUAUCAAAUUAAUUAAGAAUACACACGAAUG